Messenger RNA from Gopherus evgoodei (Goodes thornscrub tortoise), 1464 nucleotides. RefSeq names its product enoyl-CoA delta isomerase 2 (gene ECI2). NCBI's taxonomy places the organism in Eukaryota, Metazoa, Chordata, Testudines, Testudinidae. Gene Ontology annotation, molecular function: fatty-acyl-CoA binding. Bases 83 to 1282 code for a protein of 399 amino acids. The transcript is spliced from 10 exons. The record is from RefSeq and is a predicted model, not a curated record.
CUGAGGAGCCGGGGUCGCUUGGUUGUGGUGCCUGCGUCCAGUCCCGCGCAGGUAGGAGCCGCCUCUCUGCACGCGUUUCUGCAUGGCCGCUGCUGUCGCUUUCUGCUUGGCCCGGAGCCUGCGGCCGCGCCCGGUCUGGGGGGCGAGUAGGACAGUGCAUGCUGUCUGUUUACCUGUAAUUCAUCUGCAUACGACUGGAGCUGCCAUGCGAGUCAGUCAGGAAGAUUUUGAAAAGGCUAAAGAUCAGCUGAAGCUUUUGAAGGAGGACCCUGGUAAUGAAGAAAAGUUGAAGCUCUAUGCAUUGUUUAAACAGGCUACCGAGGGUCCCUGCAGUUCUCCGAAGCCUGGCAUGCUUGACUUUGUCAAAAAGGCCAAAUGGGAUGCAUGGAGUUCACUUGGCAGUUUGUCUAAGGACAGUGCCAGACAGAAAUAUGUUGACCUUGUGUCAAGUUUGGUCUCUUCUGAGUCUUCUAGCCAGGUGAAAGAUACUACUCCUGACAGCAAACAUGGAUAUGAAACCCUACAGGUUACCACCACAGACCACAUCACUAAGAUAAUGCUAAACCGCCCUGAGAAGAAAAAUGCUAUCACCACACAGAUGUAUAAAGAAAUUAUUCAAGCUCUUGAAGAAGCUGCCAAGGAUGACUCAGUCAUAACUGUAAUAACAGGAAAUGGGGAUUAUUACUGUAGUGGAAAUGACCUGAAUAACUUUACCAAUAUCCCAUCUGGUGGAAUAGAGAAGAUGGCAAAAGAUGGUGCAGUAUUACUCGAAAACUUUGUCAAGCAUUUUAUUGAUUUCCCUAAGCCAUUGAUUGCAGUGGUGAAUGGUCCAGCUGUUGGAAUCUCUGUAACUCUUCUUGGACUCUUUGACAUUGUCUAUGCUACCGACAGGGCCACGUUUCACACCCCAUUUAGUGAACUCGGCCAGAGUCCAGAAGGAUGUUCUUCUUACAUGUUUCCAAAGAUAAUGGGCUUAUCCAAGGCAAACGAAAUGCUUCUUUUCAACAAGAAGUUGACUGCAGGGGAAGCAUAUGCCCAGGGACUUGUGACGGAGGUUUUCCCUGACAGGACUUUUGAAAAGGAAGUUUGGAUAAGACUUAAAGCUUAUGCAAAUCUCCCCAAAAACUCCUUGGCUCUGUCAAAGCAGUUAAUACGAGGUGUGGAAAAGGAGAAGCUGCAUGCAGUUAACUGUCAAGAGUGUGAACGCCUCAGGGAAAGGUGGUUAUCUGACGAAUGCAUGGAUGCUGUUAUGAGCUUCUUUGGGAAGAAAUCAAAACUCUAAUUUUUAUUGUUGGUGGUGAUCAGACUCCUGAAGCUCAUCUGUUUGUCCUCACUGAAAGGAUUUUAAUAAGUGAAUACUCUUUUUGGGGGGUAAAUCCUCGUUGUGCCUUUUUAUUGAUGUUGAUUAUUACUGUAUUAAUUAUUGUAUAGAAACAAUUUAAUAAAAAUGUUGUUAACUUGUAA